Daphnia magna is the source of this 735-nucleotide messenger RNA. RefSeq lists its product as uncharacterized. Bases 94 to 726 code for a protein of 210 amino acids. NCBI's taxonomy places the organism in Eukaryota, Metazoa, Arthropoda, Branchiopoda, Diplostraca, Daphniidae. The record is from RefSeq and is a predicted model, not a curated record. The transcript is spliced from 3 exons. Gene Ontology annotation, molecular function: nucleic acid binding.
UAAAUUUGAUUCUUGCUUGUGACGAUCUCUCUUCUUUUUUAAAAAAUUCCUUUUCAAAUUGAAAAUCACUACUGAUUGUAGAAUCAAAGCCAAAUGUUUCCUGUAGUUCUAAAAUCGAGUGACAAAAGUGAUCGCGUGCUCUUCGCCAAAGAAAACCUAAACGUUAGGAGCGAGGUUUGGCUCGAAGCCAUUGCUUGUGACGAAUUGAAUUUAUGUUACAAUGAAAAUGGUACACCUAAGUGGAGUGUUCACUUUGGGGGACGGACACCAGUCAACUCAAUUACUUUAAAGACAUGGAGCUGCCUAAGCAAAAGUGGAUGCAUAAUUGAAGAAAUUAAAGAAAAAUUUGACUCAGCAGCUUACGAGCAGUUACUUGACAAACAUGUCAGUAAGAUAGCUUGUGAUAUUCAGCCCCGAUUUUUCCUGCAGGAUAAUUUUCCAGUUCAUUUAGCUCCUCGUAUAGAUCAUUGGUUUACAAAUAACAAAUCAUUCAUUCUUCUUCGCUUACCAAAGAAUUCCCCUGAUCUCAUGCCACUUUGCCUGUUGCAUGAAGUGUUAGUGUCUGAACUAAACAAGCAAGAAGUUGUCUUUUCAGUUAACUUUUCGAUUGAUUUGAACCGAUGUUUACAAUCAAUAUGUCAAUCCCAAAUUGAAAGUUUACUUCUUGAAAUGCCAACCACCCUCAAGUAUAUUAUUGAACACAAUGGAGAGUUGAGAAAAUUGUAAAGUUUUGAA